AGGGGCUGUGAUGUCAGCGGGGAGGCUCGCUUACCUCCCUGACCGGGGCAGAAGGCACUGCGGGGCUGCCGGAGAGGGCGUCCGGGACUGGCGGCGCCAGGAGCUCAGAAUGUCUUCCUGAACCCUGAUUCCCAUCUCAAAUUACUCUUGGACCAUUGGAAUCUCCUCAGCAGAACAUCACUGACCAGGGAGGGAGACCAGGAAAAGUCUGAGGGAGAUGAUGGCUGGGAAGUCGGGGAAGAGGAUGGCCUCCUCCAUCUUCAUCACCCUGACUCCGCCUCGCCGGGACACAGCCGUGGUAGACGAGGUGAGGCAGGCGGCCUGUUCCAGUCGGGCCAGUCGGGCCCGGGAGCCCACCUCGGCCAAGAAGCCCACCAGCGACUUUCUAGUGAGCAGACAGGACCUGGGGGGCCCCAGCAUUCUGGUGCCACCUCCCCCACCGGUUCUUCUACCUAAUGGAGGUUCAUCCCUCCCUCCACCAGCCCCAGAUGCUGAGGACAGCUUUCCAGAUCUGGAUCUCCUCCCUCCUCCGCCACCCCCUCCAGCCUUCCUGCUCCCACCAGAUGAGGAGGGUCUCACCCAGGGAGGGGAUUUGCUCUCAGAAGACCUACAGCAGCUGCAUGUGGUCCCUCCACCGCCCCCCCUCCAGGCCCUCCCUGAGCCCCGUCAGCUCAAGCCCCGGCGCAACCACCUCGAGCAAGUACAGGAAGAGUUGCCACGACCCCCUGAGGAACCAGACCAAGUCCCAGGGAGGGAGGAGUCCACAGACAUCUGUGCCUUCUGCCACAAGGUAGUGUCCCCCCGAGAGCUGGCUGUGGAGGCCAUGAAGAGACAGUACCACGCCCAGUGUUUCACGUGCCGGGCCUGCCACCGACAAUUGGCAGGCCAGCGCUUCUACCAGAAGGAUGGACGGCCCCUCUGUGAGUCCUGUUAUCAAAACACUCUAGAGAAGUGUGGCCGGUGCCAGGCUGUGGUCCUAGAUCAUGUCAUCCGAGCUCUGGGCCAGACCUUUCACCCAGACUGCUUCACCUGCGUGGUGUGCUCCAGGCGCAUUGGGGAUGAGAGCUUUGCCUUGGAUGAGCAGAAAGAAGUCUACUGUUUGGAUGACUUCUACAGGAAAUUUGCCCCUGUAUGCAGCAUUUGUGAGAAGCCAAUCAUCCCCAGAGACGGGAAGGAUGCAUUCAAAAUUGAAUGCAUGGGACGGAAUUUCCAUGAAAAUUGCUACAGGUGUGAGGACUGCAGGAUCCCACUGUCUGUUGAGCCCACAGACCAAGGCUGCUACCCACUAAAUGAUCGUCUCUUCUGCAAACCAUGCCACGUCAAGCGCAGUGCGGCAGGAUGUUGCUAAAGGUGCUAUGUGGGCACCUGGCCCCAGUCUCAGAGAAAUGAGCAUUUGUGAUGGCUCCUGCCCGGCAGCCCUUCCUAUGUCUUUGAUAACCUCAGUUUCCCUUCUUCACCUACUGUUGAAGAAGCUAUCUUAAGCCCCUGGGAGAUGCCCGCCUGCGGCAAUACCAGAGAUAUCUGAAGAGAGUGAUGGGAACUCCCCUCUGCUCUUCAACUUUUGUCUCCAGCUUGAGAAAAAGCAGCACGGUAUCAGUGAAUCAUCAAUAAAAAUGUGUUAAGUGCCUGCUAUGCCAGGAACUGUGCUAAGCACUGGGGAUACAAAGAGAGGCAAAAGACAGGUCCUGCCCUUGAGGACUCACAAUCUAAUUGGAAGAAUCCUGGACUUGGAGAUCAGGGACCUGGGGUCAAACUCCAGCUCUGGCAUUUAGCUAUGUGACUAUGGACAAAUCCCUUCAUCUCUCUGGCCCUUAGCGUCCUCGUCUGUCAAAUGAAGGGUUUGGACAAAAUUCUAUCUAAAAUCCCUCCUGGAUCUAAAAAGAAAGAACUUCCCUCUUCCUCCAGGGUGAUGCUGCUCAAGGCAUGAGGAGGACCAUGUAUUCACAUCCCCUGCAGAUUUUUGUUCUAUGCCUCCCUCCUCUCCUUCCCACCCUGGAGUGAGGGAUAGCUUCUCCAUGAGAGCUUGGUUGCCCCAAUCAAUUAUGGAAGGAAGGAAGAGAAGAAGGGAAGGAGGGAAGGAGAGAGGGAGGAAGGAAAGAAGGGA
Molecule: messenger RNA, 2104 nt
Organism: Vombatus ursinus (common wombat)
Lineage: Eukaryota; Metazoa; Chordata; Mammalia; Diprotodontia; Vombatidae
Gene: FBLIM1
Product: filamin binding LIM protein 1
Exons: 9
Coding region: 218-1348 (376 amino acids)
Biological process (GO): cell-cell adhesion
Cellular component (GO): stress fiber; focal adhesion
Molecular function (GO): filamin binding
Source: RefSeq, a predicted model, not a curated record